CAAUCCACUCCUUGGAAAAAGCUCUGAGAAAUCAGUUUCAUUUUUACAGUAAAAAUUCAGAUUCGAUUUUGAGAUUCUUAAGAGAAAGAUGCAUCUAUGGCCAUCGAUGAAGAUCAGAGAAUCAUUCACAGUAGAUAACCUCUGGAAAAUUAGAAAAGUGAAUAGUGAUAAAAAGAAUAAAGAAUCUACACUUAACAAGAAAUUACUAGACAAUGAAGUAAAUGGUCAAGACGAAGAAGGAGGAGUAUCUUCUUCAGAUAAUAAUGACAAGAACAAGUUCACUGGAUUCUUAACACAUCUCAAAGAUUUAAUUUGUAGCUGUUUUUGUGGUUAGCGAAUUCAAGGAAACACCAAUUUACACAACAAAUGACAACUCUCUAGCUGGUUGUCAUGGACAUGACACUAACCUCAUCAGAGCAACGAAUCUGGGGGUCUCAAACCUUGGAUGUGAUGAAAUUGAAUAUGUUAAUUUCAGAGACAUGAACUGACAUGCUUUUCGUGCCACUGUCAUUGUUGCUGGACGUGCCCACAACUACCUAGGGAUGUUCAGAAGAAUACGCAUACCUCAUGGACAUAUCCAUGCCAAAUGAAUAUCCAACCAACCAGCUAACUAUCCAACUACUUUCUUUGAUUACAUCCAUAUAUACCCUGACAAAAACAUGUAACUAGGCAGAUAAAAAUCAUCUUUUGAUACCCUCAUGAAACUUUGUUGACCUACCACAUUAAUAUUGACAACCACCAGGACCACCACCACAUCCAUAUAUCAACCAAAGUUCUCCAUCUCUCACACCAACCUAGAAAGAAAAAAAAAUCAAAAAAUGGUGCAACAUCAUCCAAUUGGAGAAGCAAAUGAGCAAAGUCCAUUCGGAUCUCUAUCUCCCACAGAAUUUUACACUAAACAUUCAGUAGCUCAUUCAUCAUCCUUCAUCACAAACUCAAGAGGCUUAAAACUCUUCACUCAAUCAUGGACACCACUUCCACCAACCAAGAUCAUCGGAAUCGUCGCCAUGGUUCAUGGAUUUACAGGUGAAUCCAGCUGGUUUGUUCAGCUCACAGCUAUUCACUUUGCAAAAUCUGGGUUUAUCACUUGUGCUAUUGAUCACCAAGGUCAUGGAUUCUCUGAUGGUCUUCAAUGUCACAUACCAGAUAUUAACCCAGUUGUUGAUGAUUGUAUCAGUUACUUCGAUUCAUUUAGGGCACAACAUUCACAGUCACUACCUUCGUUCAUUUUCGCUGAAUCGCUUGGCGGAGCGAUCGCGCUGUUGAUUCAUCUUCGCCGUGGUAAACCAUGGGAUGGGAUUGUUCUUAAUGGUGCUAUGUGUGGAAUUAGCCCCAAAUUUAAACCACCAUGGCCGUUGGAACAUUUCUUGUCUGUUGUAGCUUGGGUUGUUCCUACUUGGCAGGUAGUUCCGACUCGUGGAUCGAUACCGCUAGUGUCGUUCAAGGAGGAAUGGAAGAGGAAAUUGGCGGUGGCGAGUCCUCGGCGUAGUCAGGCGAGGCCUAGAGCAGCUACAGCAUUGGAGUUGCUAAGGGUUUGUAGAGAGGUGCAGGAAAGGUUUGGUGAAAUUGAAGUACCAUUGCUGAUUAUUCAUGGCGGAGAUGAUGUUGUGUGUGAUCCUGCUUGUGCAGAGGAAUUGCAUAAGAAAGCUGCUAGUAAGGAUAAGACAAUUAGGAUUUUUCCUGGUUUGUGGCAUCAGCUGGUAGGGGAGUCGCAGGAGGAUGUGGAUUUGGUUUUCAACGGUGUUAUCGAGUGGCUCCGUGAACGAGCUGAGCAAGUUGCUGCCACUGGUGGUGAUUAGAGACUCUAUCUUCUGAAUAAUUGCACUGUAAGAUGAACCUUUGGUAUAGUGGUGGUGGAGAUAAAGUGUGUAACAGUUUAGUGUUUAAGAAGAUGAAAUAUAGAUGCUUAAUGCCUGUUAUCUCUUUUUCUCUGACUAUGAACUGAUUCCUUAAAUUUGGAUAUAAUAGUCAUAGCAUUCUGUUAAGAAUCCGAUUGACACUGCAAAUGAAUUAUGGUAGCUGUUUACAUUUGUUUUUUGA
Messenger RNA from Papaver somniferum (opium poppy), 2040 nucleotides. Its product is annotated as caffeoylshikimate esterase-like. Gene Ontology annotation, molecular function: lipase activity. Gene Ontology annotation, cellular component: membrane. Lineage: Eukaryota; Viridiplantae; Streptophyta; Magnoliopsida; Ranunculales; Papaveraceae. The transcript is spliced from 2 exons. The record is from RefSeq and is a predicted model, not a curated record. The coding region runs from base 819 to 1799 and encodes 326 amino acids.